Molecule: messenger RNA, 696 nt
Organism: Emiliania huxleyi CCMP1516
Lineage: Eukaryota; Haptophyta; Isochrysidales; Noelaerhabdaceae
Exons: 2
Coding region: 1-696 (231 amino acids)
Biological process (GO): glutathione metabolic process
Molecular function (GO): glutathione transferase activity
Source: RefSeq, a predicted model, not a curated record
AUGGGCGCCCAGGGCUCCAAAAUGCCGUGUCCGACGCUGAACUACUUCUCGAUCUGCGGACGAGGCGAGCUCGCGCGCCUGAUCUGUGCCCUGGGCGAGGUCGAGUUCGAGGACAAAACGUGGGCACCCGCGUUUGACGAGUCGGGCGGGUGGCGGCAAGGCUACCAGGCGAUUGGGAACGCGUUCGGCUUCCCCGGCACCAUGCCCGUCCUCGAGCACGGCGACCUCAAGCUCUUCCAGACGGCUGCGAUCGAGUCGUACCUGGCCUCCAUCGCGCCAAAGGUCUUCCCUGGCCUGACGCCGGCGCAGAAGGGGAAGGACAUGAUGUUUGCGCAGAUCAAGGCGGACAUCAACGCCUCGACCGAGAGCCUCCUCUUCAAGAAGAUUGACGGGCCCGCGCUGACGGAGAUCUUGGAGAAGUGGUACCCAAUUUUGGAGGGCCUGCUUCCCGAAGCCGGCUUCGUCAACGGGCUCGCGACGCCGACCAUGGCAGACCUGGCCGUGCUCGUGAUCGCCAAGGGCUGCAUGCCCUUCCAGGCCGCGCCCAAGCUCGCAUCCUUCGACACGGUGAGCAAGUACCCCAAGAUCAAGCGCGUCGCCGACGAGACGGCCGCCUUCCCGGCGAUCGCAAAGUUUCUCGCCGCCAGCGAGCACAAGACACUGACGGCCGACCCGUUCGGCAUCAUGGGGUCGUAG